GAGAACUGCUGAUUUUCGCAGCCAAUCAGCAGACGCAGCAGCGGCGGCGGCGGCGGCGUCGGCUGGUCUCGGCGGAUCCCGGCGGAACCCGAUUGAACCCGGACGCUGAGUUAAGAAAAUGAGGCAGAAGGAAGUGUUGACCAAGACCUUCCAAGGCCCAGCCAUUGUCUAUAGGACUCCGGCCAGCCACGUUUACAUGUUUGAGAAUGGCGGUGGGGAUUCGGGGGACUCCUCUGAGGAAGAGACCCACCGAGUGGCCCUGCGGCCCCGGGGCAAGGAGCGCCAGAAGAAGGGUGCCCACCACCCUCACCAGCCUGGAGCAGGGGACGUGGUGCUGCUGCAGCGGGAGCUGGCCCAGGAGGACAGCCUCAACAAGCUCGCGCUUCAGUAUGGCUGCAAAGUUGCAGAUAUCAAGAAAGUCAACAACUUCAUCAGAGAACAAGACUUAUAUGCUUUGAAAUCUAUUAAGAUUCCAGUGAAAAAUCACGGAAUCCUAACGGAGACCCAGAAAGAACUCAGACCCCUCCUGAGCUCAUCCACAGAGACCAGAGUGACCUUCGAGGAGCAGCCAGACCCAGACAGAGCAGCUGUGGGUGCCAGUGCCCCAUCUAGCCCACUGACGGAUUUCUUUAAGGGCAUUGACCAGAAUAUUGAGCGUGCAGUGCAGUCAGACAUCUUUUUGAGUGAAUGUCACCGCAUCGAGACCUCCAGUCAGCCACUGCUUCCGGCUCCUCCGAAGCCGCCGACAAAUGGUGCAGACUGUGGAAUUCAGUGGUGGAAUGCUGUGUUUAUCAUGCUUCUAAUUGGAAUUGUUUUACCAGUGUUUUAUUUGGUCUAUUUUAAAAUACAAGCUACUAGUGACAUCCCUAGCAGCUUGAAUACAACUACUGUCCCCAAUGGCUCGAUGGCCAUAAAUGCAGUUCCAGGCCAAGCCCCCAAAUUAGUGAUUCCAGUGCCAACCCUCCCCUCUUCAGACAGCCAGUUCAGUCAUACCCAAGGGGGGAACUAGCUGUUGUUCCUAAGUAAUCAGGCCAGCUUUAGCAGUGGGGCUUCUGAUGUGCAUCCGUUAGCAAUGGACAUGUGCUGACUUUCCUUUUCUCUGACAUUUGGACACGUUGCAGAAGCCACCGUUGUGUUCUCAGUAACACUCACCGUGGGGAACAUCCUUGCCUGAUCUAAGGCUGCGGGAGCCAAAACACUGGCACCCUCAGUCUCCUACAUCCAGAGAAGAGCAGCAAGAGACAUUUACACCUGACAGACGCUGCUUCCUGGAGGCAUUUAGUGGACUGGCCGUGUCUUCACAGUAGCACCGUGUGCGCCCCCAAGUUGGACAUGCUGGAAGGGAGAGGAAUGGCCUUGGCAAACAGACCUACAGUGUGGGAGCCCCGGGGGUCGGCUUUGGUGGUCUUCCCGUUUGCAUUGUCCCCUGCCUGCUGUGGAGGAGUGACAGGCUCUGACAAGUGCUGUUGUGUGUCUGCCCGGCAAAAGUGCAAUAGUGUGGAAUGUCACCCUGUUUUAGAGUGUGACACAUUACAGUUGUAACAAGCCUUGCUUCAUAUUUGCCCCCUCAGAUAGCCUUUUUGAGCCAAUGUCCUGCCUAGAAUUUAAAAAGCUCUAAAUCCAAAUUGCUGUAAUAUGAGUAAAUAGUGGUUCUGUUCCUCGAACUUCUAGAGCUACUUAAUCUGACACGCAGGCGUGUUUUAAGCUCUGCAUGGUGCGACCAGCACUUCCUGGCCAGAACGUUCGGAGGCCAUGGCCCAGUUUCGCCCGAGGAGCACCUGCACAGUGAUUGCUACCUGGAUCCCCCACAUUAGCAUUCUUGGAAGGAGCUCUUGCUGGUCAGUGUCUGGAGUGGAGUAAGUGUAGAGGGAAGGAUCAGUGCCUGUCACCGAGGUCCCAACGUGUGGCACUUCUAAGGGCGAACAGUCACCAGUCCUGCAUCUGCUGGCCUCUGUGUGCACCUGAAAGAGUGGUGCAGGGAAAACGGGGGUGCUACCUGCUGCUUCCUCAACUCCAUUCUUUGGGAUUCUAGAGCCACAGAACAGGAAUGGCUUUCUUUAGGUGAUUUCAAUGUAGCUCAUAGUGUUAAAAUAUCAAGCCCUUAACAGAGGGCCUACAGGUGACCCUCCUGUGAAAGGCCAUAAAAAGAGGGACCUGAGGUUUGCCCAUCUCCUCUUAUGACGAGGCAAAAGGGGUGCUAAUGCAGAGGCUGGAGGAGGGCCUGGGCGGGCCUCGGAGGCUCGCUGGUGGAGAAUGGGUGAAUGGGGUGAGGGCAGGAGCCCACCUUGGUCCCACGGUGUGGAAAUCAGCCAAGGUGGCUGGCAGCCCAGCCUUGGAGAGGUCUGUCUCCCGGGAGGAAAACACGCUGCACAAAUGCUGAGCUUUAAUGCAGAUUUAAGGCAUUUGACACAUUAGGCCUAAAGAGCAAUUUGAAAGAUCUUGUCAUGUAAGAGGAAGGGAAUGUGGCAGAACUCUUGAGAUAGGCAUCCAGUUUCUUUCUCCUUUCAGUUAUGUGAAGAACUAUUCUGCCCUGGGUUUAAUUAGCAAAUUUAAAUUAUCUUCAAAAUAAAAUGUUUUCUUCAAAACCAAAAUGGUUUUCAGGAUAAAAUGAAUUUGUGAACCUUUACUACAGGAAAUUUUGAUCAUGUAAGGUUUUGAUCAUGUAAAUGCUUUUCCAGUCAAAUGUUUGUGUGCACUUUGCCCCUGAGGGCUACGGGUUUCUCUAACAUUUAUCACCUUUAAAUUCACCCAGCAGGACUCAGACUCCCAUGAGAACAUGACUUUUGCCGGGCAAAGAAUGAAUAUCUGUAUACUUUUUUCAAGUGGAAUAAAAUAAUUUCUUCUGUGAAGGAAAA
This is a messenger RNA of Vicugna pacos (alpaca), 2855 nucleotides long. It is a transcript of the gene LYSMD4, whose product is annotated as LysM domain containing 4. Lineage: Eukaryota; Metazoa; Chordata; Mammalia; Artiodactyla; Camelidae. The record is from RefSeq and is a predicted model, not a curated record.